This is a messenger RNA of Lindgomyces ingoldianus, 1344 nucleotides long. RefSeq names its product dimethylaniline monooxygenase. The transcript is spliced from 4 exons. Gene Ontology annotation, molecular function: flavin adenine dinucleotide binding; NADP binding; N,N-dimethylaniline monooxygenase activity. Lineage: Eukaryota; Fungi; Ascomycota; Dothideomycetes; Pleosporales; Lindgomycetaceae. Bases 1 to 1344 code for a protein of 447 amino acids. The record is from RefSeq and is a predicted model, not a curated record.
AUGAAUUCACGUGUACCUCCACGCGUAGCCGUUAUAGGAGCAGGUAUCAGUGGUGUAGUUACUGCUGCCCACCUAAAAAGAGAAGGCCUUGAUGUGACUGUCUUCGAACGUUCUCGGGUAGCUGGAGGCAUAUGGCCUUGCUAUUUCGGCUUGAAAAACAACGUGGCUACUCGUCUACUAGAGACUACGUUGAGUCCUUUUCCAUCAGGCACACCAGAUUUUGUGAGCCAUCAGGUCCUGAAGAAGUAUAUACAAGAUACUGCGGUUAAGGCUGCAGUUCAUGAUGUCACAUUCUACAAUACUAACGUCGAAAAUGUUCGGAAGUCUGGAAGCAAAUGGAAUCUGGAAGCAGUGACUCUGACUCCUGGCCCGCUUGGACGACCAACGAGGGAGAGCUUUAUAAAAGAGUUCGAUUUCGUGGUUGUUGCUUCUGGUCACUACCAUGCUCCCAAGGUCCCUAAUAUCCCAGGACUUGCUGACUGGAAACGUUUGUGGCCCGAUCGUGUCCAACACUCGAAAGCAUACCGAAAACCAGAUGAUUUCAAAGGCAAAAACUUCCUUUUAAUUGGGGGAAGCGUUUCUUCGACGGAUAUUGCCCGAGAGCUAAGCCCACUUGCGAACAACAUCUACCAAAGCCAUCGAAAUGGCGCAUUCGAUCUUCCUGGAAGCCUGCUCCCAGACAACGCAACCCAGGUUGACGAAAUUGAAUCGUUCAACAAAAUCCCAGAAAGUCGAACCACAUUUCUCCAAGGGACUGACCCUAUACCAGCCACCCUAACACUCAAAUCUGGUCGCAAACUAUGUGAUGUACAUCACGUCAUAAUAUGCACUGGUUAUUAUAUGACAAUACCCUUCUUGAACCACCUACAGUCCAACGAAACCCCUGCGGAGAAGGUCGAUGACUUUCUACUCGUCACAAACGGUACGCAAGUCCAUAACUUGCACAAGGACAUUUUCUACAUCCCAGACCCGUCCUUAGUAUUUGUCGGUGUACCAUUCUUCACAGCCACUUUCACACUCUUCGAGUUCCAGGCAAUGGUUGUCGCUAAAGUCCUCAGUGGUCAGGUGAGCCUUCCCUUUGAGAAGGAAAUGAGAGCGGAGUACCAGCAGCGAGUGAAAGAGAAAGGCUAUGGCAAAGCCUUCCAUUCCCUGAGAGAUAAAGAAGUAGAAUACGUGAACGAGCUCCUAGCAUGGGUUAACCGGGAUCUGCGUGCGUCUGGCGUGAAGGAGCUAAGUGGGCAUACAAAUAUAUGGAAACAGGCAAAGGAGGAGCAAGUGGCAAGGAUGAAAGCAAUGUUUGCAGGCGAUUCAGGGUUCGAGAGGCAGCUGAAUAUAACUUGCUAG